ACUCCACAGACAUGUCGCACAAUAGCUGAAGUAAAGCUGUCACCGUCCGCGGCUCAUCCUCCGAGCCUUCACACACACACCGCAGCCGGCUCUCCAUUGCACCGCCUGUCCUCUGUCGCUCCCCUCGCGUCGGACCGUACCUUUUGGAAACGCCUGGAUAUGAAUUAUGAGCAUUUUCCUCACUAAUGAACUCGGCCAGUAAUGCAGGAGACCGCGGCGACUCUCUCAUCACUGUUUCAAGAUGGCAGAUUUUCAUUGAGUUUUGAACAGAAAUCUCGCUUUAUUUUUCUGCCAUGAAUAACAGAAAUCCUUGCACCGAUGGCCCCUGUAUACGAAGGUAUGGCCUCGCAAGUGCAAGUGUUCUCCCCUCACACUCUCCAAUCAAGUGCCUUCUUUAGCGUGAAGAAACUGAAGGUGGAGCAGAGUUGUAACUGGGAUAUGACAGGGUACGGCACACACAGCAAAGUCUACAGCCACAACAGCAGCAAGAACUUGUCGGCAGCCAGUGGCCCCCUUGGCAUCAACAGCUCCCUGCAGGUCGCCAGCUCCACCCUGCCCUACGAGCAGGCACUCAUCUUCCCAGCCAGCGUGGGCCACAUUGUGGUCGCCUCAGCAAGCAGCACUUCGGGGGCCUUGGGGUCUCUGCUGAGCAGCGGGGGUGGAGGUAGCAACAGCAGCAGCAGUGGUGGUGGAGGUGGCGGCGCCGGCAGUGGCGUUGGUGGCGGGGUUGCUUUUCACAACCUGACGCGCCGGAGCACGGUCACCCUUCUUGACACCUACCAGCGAUGCGGGCUUAAACGCAAAAGUGAGGAGCUUGACAACAACAGCAGUGUGCAGAUCAUUGAGGAGCACGGCCCAUCGAUGAUCCAGAACGGAGCAGCCAGUGGAGCCACGGUGGCCACAGUGGCCACCGCCACCUCCACUGCAACGUCCAAGAACAGCGGCUCCAACAGCGAGGGGGACUACCAGCUGGUGCAGCAUGAGGUUCUCUGCUCCAUGACCAACACCUACGAAGUGCUGGAGUUCUUGGGGCGAGGAACCUUUGGACAGGUGGUUAAGUGCUGGAAGAGGGGCACCAACGAGAUUGUGGCGAUCAAGAUCUUGAAAAAUCACCCGUCGUAUGCACGGCAGGGUCAGAUCGAGGUCAGCAUCCUGGCGCGUCUCAGCACGGAGAAUGCGGAUGACUACAACUUUGUUAGGGCCUACGAGUGCUUCCAGCACAAGAACCACACGUGCCUGGUAUUCGAGAUGCUGGAGCAGAACCUGUACGACUUCCUCAAGCAGAACAAGUUCAGCCCUCUGCCGCUCAAAUACAUCAGACCCGUGCUACAGCAGGUGGCCACAGCGCUAAUGAAACUAAAGAGCCUGGGCCUGAUCCACGCUGACCUGAAGCCAGAGAACAUCAUGCUGGUGGACCCGUCUCGACAGCCCUAUCGGGUCAAAGUCAUUGACUUUGGCUCCGCCAGCCAUGUGUCAAAAGCAGUCUGCUCCACUUAUCUACAGUCCAGAUACUACAGGGCUCCAGAGAUCAUCCUGGGCCUGCCGUUCUUUGAGGCCAUAGACAUGUGGUCCCUGGGCUGUGUGAUAGCGGAGCUCUUCCUGGGAUGGCCCCUCUACCCCGGAGCCUCAGAGUACGAUCAGAUCCGAUACAUCUCACAGACACAGGGUCUGCCUGCGGAGUAUCUGUUGAGUGCGGGGACAAAGACCACCAGGUUCUUCAACAGAGACCCCGACUCCACCUAUCCUCUCUGGAGACUUAAGAUUCAAGAGGACCACGAGGGUGAAACGGGGAUCAAGUCCAAGGAGGCUCGCAAGUACAUCUUCAACUGCUUGGAUGAUAUGGCGCAGGUGAACAUGACGUCGGACCUUGAGGGGAGCGAAAUGCUGGCGGAGAAGGCCGACAGGAGGGAGUUCAUCGACUUGUUAACCAAGAUGCUGACCAUCGACGCGGACAAGAGGAUCACUCCUAUCGAAACGCUCAACCACCCCUUUGUCACCAUGACGCACCUCCUCGAUUUCCCCCACAGCACACAUGUGAAGUCGUGCUUCCAAAACAUGGAGAUCUGUAAGCGUCGCGUCAACAUGUACGACCCGGUCAACCAGAGCAAGACGCCCUUUAUCACCCACCUGGCCCCCAGCACCUCCACCAACCUCACCAUGACCUUCAACAACCAGCUGAACACUGUGCACAGCCAGGCCACCAACCUGGUUCCCUCCUCCACCAACAAUGCCACCCUUUCCUUUGCAAGUCCUGAUGUCUCCAUACUAAACUACCAAUCUGCACUCUACCAGCCCUCCGCUGCCUCCAUGGCGGCCGUGGCCCAGAGGAGCAUGCCCCUGCAGCCGGGGGGGCCUCAGCUCUGCACCGCCCGGCCCGACCCCUUCCAGCAGGCGCUCAUCGUCUGCCCACCUGGCUUCCAAGGGCUGCAGGCGUCCCCUUCCAAGCACACCAGUUACUCUGUGCGGAUGGAGAAUGCUGUUCCCAUAGUGACGCAGGCCCCUGGUGCCCAGCCUCUGCAGAUCCAACCUGGCCUGCUGACACAGGCCUGGCCCAGCGGCACCCAGCAGAUCCUGCUCCCCCCAGCCUGGCAGCAGCUCACCCACACCUCAGUCCAGCAUGCCACUGUCAUCCCCGACUCCAUGGGCAGCGCACAGCCUCUCGCCAACUGGAGGAAUCCCCAUCCUCAUGGCGGCCAUUAUAAUCCCAUCAUGCAGCAGCCAGCGUUGUUGGCCGGCCACGUCACGCUCCCAUCCAACCAGACGCUCAAUGUGGGAGUGGCACACGUUAUGAGGCAGCCCUCAACCAAUAACAACUCCUCUUCCAAAAAGAACAAACAGCACCAGAUGUCUGCCAGGAACAUGUCGGCCUACGAGGUGUCGUCCUCUCAGGCGGUGCUGUCCCCGCAGCGCUCCAAGCGGGUGAAGGAGAACACGCCUCCACGCUGCGCUGUGCUACAGAACGGCUCGGCCUCCAACUGCCCGCCCCCGCAGGGCGGUGGGUGGGGGUCCAACGAAGCAGAGCAGGCUUCCAGCACCACCCGCGACCAUCAGCACCAGCACCAUGUCCCCAGACAGACCAUCAUCAUCCCCGACACGCCCAGCCCUGCAGUCAGCAUCAUCACCAUCAGCAGCGACACAGAUGAGGAAGAUGACCACAAACAAAAGAAAAGUUCAUCUACAAAGCAGCGAAAGAAUGUCAUCAGUUGCGUGACGGUCCACGAUUCGCCCGACUCUGACUGUUCCAGCAACAGCCCGUACACUGUGGAGUCCAGACACCCCAACAACAACAGCUACGACACAAAGAGCACCAUCCUGGACAACUACAACAACGGGAACCCCCGCACCAUCAUCAUUCCUCCUCUCAAGACGCAGAACAGCGAGGUCCCCAAUGAGUGUGAGCGCCUGAUGCCAGAUUUAAUGAACCAUCAGAAUACAGCUUAUAAAUUCAAAUCCUCCAAUGGAGUGCUGUCUGGCAAUCAUCACCUACCAGGGGGCAUACCAGGGGGCGUGGCCUAUCGGCAGCAACGCUCAGGGCCACACCCCCUCCAGCAGCAGCCUCUCAAUCUCAGUCAGGCGCAGCAGCAUAUGGUAGCCGAGCGAAACGGCCAUCGGCGGCAGCAGGCCUACAUCACCCCCACCAUCUCCACCCAGGCCCAGUACUUCCAUCACAACAGCCCCUCCCACGUGGCCAAUGUCCACCCGCACCUGGCUGCCACCCACCUGCCCAACCAGCCCCACCUCUAUGCCUACACCACCCCCGCCACUCUGGGCUCCACCGGCACCGUGGCCCACCUGGUGGCGUCGCAGGGCUCGGUGCGCCACGCGGUCCAGCACGGAAGCUACCCCCCCAGCAUCAUCCACCAGGUCCCGGUCAGCAUGGGCCACCGGGUGCUGCCCUCCCCCACCCUGCACCACAGCCAGUACCAGGCCCAGUUCGCCCACCAGGCCUACAUCAGCGCUUCGCCCGCCUCCACUGUCUACACUGGAUACCCGCUGAGCCCCACCAAGGUCAACCAGUACCCUUACCUCUAGAGAACACACUGACCGACACUGGAGAGCCUGACCCAGCACUGCUGCUGCUGCUGCCCCCCCCCCCCCCCACGAAACCCACCCGCCCUGAGCCCCAUCCUCUCCUCGACCUCAGACAUAAAACAGAGACAGAGGAACAUGCAAUCCUCAUGAAACUGUCACAUAUAACUUGAAGAUAUAACGACAGAGAGAAAAAGAUUCACAGCCUCUCUAGAAGGGAAAGAUGGGGAUGAAUUUCAGAGGGGUCAUUCAUCAAUUUUUGUUCUCCUGAAAGGGCCAGUUUUUGCAUUUAUUUUUCAAUUAUUCGCUUUUUACUUUACUAGUAAUGU
Molecule: messenger RNA, 4358 nt
Organism: Trematomus bernacchii (emerald rockcod)
Lineage: Eukaryota; Metazoa; Chordata; Actinopteri; Perciformes; Nototheniidae
Gene: hipk2
Product: homeodomain interacting protein kinase 2
Biological process (GO): positive regulation of transcription by RNA polymerase II; smoothened signaling pathway; intrinsic apoptotic signaling pathway in response to DNA damage by p53 class mediator
Cellular component (GO): nucleus; PML body; cytoplasm
Molecular function (GO): ATP binding; protein serine/threonine kinase activity; protein tyrosine kinase activity
Source: RefSeq, a predicted model, not a curated record